Marmota monax (woodchuck) is the source of this 447-nucleotide messenger RNA. Its product is annotated as 60S ribosomal protein L7-like. The transcript has a single exon. NCBI's taxonomy places the organism in Eukaryota, Metazoa, Chordata, Mammalia, Rodentia, Sciuridae. Bases 1 to 447 code for a protein of 148 amino acids. Gene Ontology annotation, cellular component: cytosolic large ribosomal subunit. Gene Ontology annotation, biological process: maturation of LSU-rRNA from tricistronic rRNA transcript (SSU-rRNA, 5.8S rRNA, LSU-rRNA). Gene Ontology annotation, molecular function: structural constituent of ribosome; RNA binding. The record is from RefSeq and is a predicted model, not a curated record.
AUGGCUAGGAUAGCAAGAAAAGCUGGUAAUAUCUGUGUACCUGCAGAACCCAAAUUGGCAUUUGCCAUCAGGAUCAGAGGUAUCGAUGUGAGCCCAAAGGUUGAUAAGGUGUUAGAACUUCCUCAUCUUUGCCAGAUUUUCAAUGGCACUUUUGUUAUGCUUAACAAGACUUCAGUUAACAUGCUAAGGAUUAUAGAGCCAUAUAUUUCAUGGAGGUACUCAAACCUGAAGUCAGUGAAUGAACUUAUCUACAAGUGUGGAUAUGGCAAAAUCAAUAAGAAACAAAUUGCCUUAACAGAUAACACUUCGAUUGCUCAAUCUCUUGGUAAAUAUGGAAUCAUCUGCAUGGAGGAUCCAAUUCAGGAGUUCUACACUGUUGGAAAAUGCUUCAAAGAAGCAAAUAACUUCCUAUGGCACUUCAAAUUAUCUUCUCCAAAGGUGGAAUGA